Messenger RNA from Stylonychia lemnae, 4053 nucleotides. The record is from the annotation of a GenBank genome assembly. Lineage: Eukaryota; Ciliophora; Spirotrichea; Sporadotrichida; Oxytrichidae.
AUGGAGAUUAAGGAGAGUUUUGGUAAACUCUUACUGAUUGGCAGACAGCCUGGUCGGAUGUUUCACUAAUUCAACCAUUUCUUGGGAGAUUAAGAGGAAUUAGAAUCAAUCUCACCACCAGCCAACACAGUUGUUUAAAAUAGAACUGGGACUCCAGUAAAUUCUUCUUACGGAGGAUUCGCAGUAGGAAGCUAUAACUAUAGUUAUCUAUUACCAAAGUUUACUUAAUGCUCAAAUAUGCCUAUGACUUAUUCUGUAGCUUUCACUCCAACAAAUGCUUCUCUGUUUAUUACAUUUAACUCCACACUGCUUGGAUUAACAAUCUCUCCUUAUAAUACAACUUUUGUUGCAAGAUAAUCGUUCAAUAAAAACGUUACUAUUUAUGCAAGACAUAACUAUACCUGGGAUAUCAUUCUUGACAAUGACCCAGAAAAUGAUGAGGCUGAGUUCUUUGUUACAGCUCUUUCAGCCACUGGUACUGCUUUAAGUAUUUCAACUGCGUGGCUAAAGAUUCAAGCUAUGGACAACUAAGGAAUAACUUUUUCUGUGAUAGAUGCUCCUUAGCCCGUACUGCCUGCUACUUGGACAGUAUUCACAUUGAGAGUUACAGCUAAAGAUCCAUUUAACUAAGAUACACCAAAUGUAUAUGAUAUUUGGCUAAAUGUUACAAAGAAUGAUGCACCUGUUAUGACUCAAGAUCACAGCCUAAUUCUAAAUCCUAUCUACAUUACUAAAGCAUUUAGUUACACUUUUUGGUACUAGAACUAUACUGACAUAGAAGGAGAUUCAGUUAAAAUGACUUGUACUUUAUCAUCUACAGUUACUGAUUUCACCUGGGUAUCAUUCGAAGUAAAUAAGACAAUUAAAGGAAACGUUACUUUUUUCGGUUAGUCCCCUAGAGAUAACACUUAUGCAGGAAACUAUACGUUAUCUUGCCAGUUUAAUGAUUAGUACAAAGAUUUCAUCAACACCUUUGAUUAUGUCUAGCAAGUCCUACCUAAACAAUAAAUUUAAAUCCUUAAAAAUGAAACGAAAGCCUACAUCAGAUUACCUCAGAAUAUUACUUUUAAUUUCAUGGGUUACAGUGCUGACCCUUAAUAAGAACCAAACUAUUAUUAACUCUUCAUAAAUGACACUCUUUACGAUGCCAGUUUGUUUGAGAGAAAGUGGAUGGACUGGGAUAGUGUUUCAACUAAUUUGACAGCAGCCCCCUUUAACAACACUCAUGGUGGUAACCAUUCGAUAUCUAUAAAAUUUGAUGAUUUAAUAUCCGUGCCAAUGUUCAUGAAUUUCACACUUGAGAUUAUGUAUAAUUGGCCCUUGAUCGCUAUCUCAACCCUUAACAAUUUAAAUGUGAUUUCAAUGAAUUGGUUCUACUUCAAUUUCAAUGUCACCUAAAUAUUUAAGAAUCCUGAGGGAGAACCAUUUACAAUGUAUCUGAGACUUUCUUAAAGUGGCAAUAAUCUGCCGUAUUUUAUAACAAAAAAUUUUACAAAUGGAACAAUUGGAGGAUUUGCAACAGAUCCUGAUGUUGGAAAUUAUAAUAUGGAAUGUGUAGGAGUUGACGAUGCAUACUGGGAAACAUUUAUACCGUUUAUAAUGAUUGUUAAGCCUUGCUACUACAAGUGUAAAUUGUGCUGGGAUGCAGACUAUAACACUUGCAAAUCUUGCAAGCCAGGAUUCUUCUUUUAUAAUUCUGAAUGUUUAGAUGAGUGUAUCGAAGGUACAUAUCCAGAUCCACCGGCGCUAAAAUGUCAAAACUGUCCAAGUCUUUAUAAUGCUAAAAAUGCAAUAAGGGAAUUUUCUACUUAAAUGAUGGUUGCUAUAGAGAAUGGUGUAAUUCUGCUUGUACUCUUUGUUAUGGUCCGAGCUCUCUCCAGUGUUAUAAUUGUUCUGAACUAUUUAUCGAAAAUGAACUUGGAGUUACUACCAAACAAGGAUAUCUUUUAUCAGGAACAGAGUGCAGAAUACCUAAAUGUAUAAUUGGCUAGUACUUUUAGUGGAAUGAUGAACUUAAUAUUUACAAUAUUCAUUUAGGCUAGUGCCAAAACUGCCAUAAAACCUGCAAAAAAUGUACUGGUCCACACUGAAAUAAACACAUGCACUCCAUGUGAAGACAUCUACGGAUUAUUCACGAAUGAAGAGUAUGAGUGUGAAGAAAUUUGUGGAGAUGGAGUUAAAAUUAACAAGUAGUGUGACGACGGUAACUUGCUGCCUGGUGAUGGCUGCAGUUAACUUUGCCAACUAGAAUAUGGUUUCGAAUGUCUUUAUCCAAAUAAGACUUGUAGAGAAAAUAUACCUCCAUCGUUUAGUAUUUCGACAAUCACACCUACAAACUUAGUAUACAUUGAAUUUUCAGAGCCAGUUUAUGUUAAAAAUGAAAAAGGAAUAUCCUAAGAAAAUCUAUUAGUUGAAAUAGUCGGAUCAUUAGGGAGUUAUGUAUUUGACUGGAGAAUCAUUUAAGAUCCGAACAAUCCACUUCUACCUGACAGAAUAAUAAGAAGAUUUGAGUUGAAACUCUCUGAGAUGAAAUAAUCACUUGAAGGCACCGAGUUAGUGAAGAUUUCUUUUAUCGAUUACUCCUUAGUUUAAGAUGGUGCUAAUAAUUCAGUUACUUUGGAAUCCUUCUCGACUAUAAACCCGUAUCCAUUCAUUUUUCUUUCAGCAGAGUAAGCCUCAACUGCGUCUGGAGGAGGAACUUCUCUUAAAUACACAUUCUUAUCCGUUUUCAGUUUCAAUCUGGCUUUAAAAGUAGUGUUAAACAGCUCUAUGCAAUAUUUAUGGGGGUUAGUUCAUGCACUCCAGGUGUUCAACUUUCUGCUCUAUAUGAAUAUUAAUUUCCCAGAUAAUGUUGUUCUCUUUGCUAAAUAUAUGCAAGUAGCAUCUGGAAACAUUGAUGAACUUAAUCAGUACAUCCCAAAUUUCGCAGAUUACAUAAUAGAUGAGAAUAAAGUCGUAGAAAAAAAAGAUGACGAAAAACUUCAGUAGAGUUUUAAGGAUGAUGAGAUGUCACCAUACUUUAUUAUUUCAUUCGGUCAAAAACUAUCAAUAUGGGCAAUUGGACUUUUAGUAAUCCUACCAUUCGUAUUAGUGAUGAAUAGACUCUGUAAAAAGGUCAAACUUUGGGAAGAUAUGGCAGGAUCAUUCUUUUUUAAUGCCCCACUUAGAACUUUUAUAGAGAUGUAUAUUGAGCUAAUUCUUUAGGUGAUCAUAAACACUCAAUUCGUUAAAUUUACUAAUUUCAGUCAAAUGAUUGCUACUCUUUGUGCUUUCAUUUUUGGAUCUAUUUCAAUUUUACUUCCGUUUUUAGCAAUGUCAAUCAUUUACCACAAUAGGAGAUCUAUUAGAAAAAUGAAGUGGAAGAGAAAAUUCGGAAUGCUCACUGAAGAAGUAAGAUCGCAUUCAGUAUUAUAACUUUACUACUAUCCACUAUUUAUGUACUAGCGAUUGAUUAUAGCAGGAGUCAUUGUCUAUAUCUAUGAAUCACCGGUACUUUAGUGUCUGAUGAUAAUGCUAUGUAACGUAUCAAUGGCACUGUAUAUGAUAUUGAUAAGACCUUUCAAAGAGGAGAGUCAGUAGGCUACUACUGUUCUUGAUGAAUUUGUUAUAAUGACAUGUGUAGGUCUCUUUAUUUUGCUAAGCGAAAAGAAAAUGCUGCCAGAUGAGCAAAUAAAAUUAGGUUGGGGUAUCAUAGUGCUGAUUUUAUUCAGCGUUUGUAAGAAUUUUGGAGUUGUUAUAUACUUCGGUAUCAUCAAAACGAGAUAGAAGCUCAAAUAAAUGUUUUCUGCUGAGGACAAUCAAAAGGAUUCAGUCCACUCAAGUGAUGACAUGGACAAAAGCGAUGAAGAUGAUGACUUACAGGCAGAUCAAUUUGACACUAUGGAACUUGAGCAAGAAGUUCUUAAUGAAUAAUCAUAAAAGAAAAGUAAUUAAAAUGCAAACACCUCUGUUUUCAGUCAGUAUGAUAAUAACGCUAAAGCAAAGAGAUUAACAGAUAUGAACAAAUAAGCUACAAUUCUAUAAAAUAUUCCAGGAACUACUUAAUAAUAAUGA